GUGAGUUAACCCUAAUCAUGGAGCUCAGCGCUGCCACUGUCACCUUCCUCGUCCUUCUAUCCCUGCCAAUUCUCGCGGCCUUGCUGAGAGGCAGGUUGGCGGCGGCAAGCUCCAAGAAGAAGAGGCGGCCUCCGGGCCCAUGGAACCUCCCCUUCGUCGGAAGCCUCCUCCACCUCAUCGGCGCGCACCCGACGGUCGCGUUCCGCGACCUGGCGAGGAGGUACGGCCCGGUGAUGUUCCUCCGGACGGGGCAGGUGGACACCGUCGUGAUCUCGUCGGCGGCGGCGGCGCAGGAGGUGCUCCGGGACAAGGACGUCACCUUCGCGUCGCGGCCGCGCAUCCUCGUGUCGGAGAUCUUCUGCUACCAGAACCGCGACGUCGCCUUCGCGCCGUACGGCGAGUACUGGCGGAUGCUGCGCAAGCUCUGCACGGUGGAGCUGCUCAGCGCGAAGAUGGUGCGGCAGCUCGCGCCCGUCAGGAACCGCGAGACGCUGACCCUCGUCAGGAACGUGCAGGCCGCCGGCGGCCGGCCGAUUGUCAUCUCCGACCUGCUCAUGUCCUGCGCGACCACCAUCACCACGCAGGCGGCGUUCGGCCAGGCGUGCAGCGAGGAUCUCAAGGACCAGUUCCUCUCGGCGCUCGACGUCGGGCUCAACCUCAGCAGCGGCUUCUGCUUCGGCGACCUCUUCCCGUCGCUGCGGUUCAUCGACGCCGUGACGGGGCUGCGCAGCCGGCUGUGGCGAGCGCGCGCGCAGCUGGACGCCGUCUACGACAGGAUCAUCGCCAAGUGCGAGGCGCAGCGAGGUGACUCCCUCGUGAACGUCCUCCUCAGGAUCAGGGACAAGGAGGAGGAGCAUGAAUUCCCCUUGACCACGACGAAUAUCAAGGCGAUCAUACUGGAUAUGUUCACGGGAGGGACGGAGACGACGGCGUCGACCGUGGAGUGGGUCAUGUCGGAGCUGAUGAGGAGCCCGGAGGCGAUGGCCAAGGCGCAGGCCGAGGUGAGGCGAGUGUUCGACGACAAGAGCCCAGACGACCACGAGAGCCUCGUCGAGAAGCUGAGCUACAUGAAGCUGGUGAUCAUGGAGACCCUGCGGCUGAACCCGGUGCUGCCGCUGCUGCUGCCCCACUUCUGCCGGGAGACCUGCGAGGUCGGCGGGUUCGAGAUCACCAAGGGCACCCGGGUGGUGAUCAACGCGUGGGCGAUGGCGAGGAGCCCCGAGUACUGGGACGACGCGGAGAAGUUCAGGCCGGAGAGGUUCGAGGACGGCACGGCGGACUACAAGGGCACCCGGUCCGAGUACCUGCCGUUCGGGAUGGGGAGGAGAAGGUGCCCCGGCGACAUAUUCGGGCUGGCCUUGGUGGAGCUCAUCGUGGCCCGGCUCCUCUACUACUACGACUGGAGCCUCCCCGGCGGGAUGCAGCCUCACGAGGUCGACAUGGAGCUCGUCGUGAGUGCCACCAUGAGGAGGAAGAACCAUCUGCAGCUGCUGGCGUCACCCUACAAGCCGGUUCCCCUGUAGAGGUUGAUGGAUCCGUCCGUGUGUUUGUUGUUCGCAUGCUCGAGUAGUUCGUAUCGUGCACGUUAUGUUUGUGAGUUUUGCUUGGGUUGGAAAAAUAAACAAGGGAACUUCUUGAGAAAAUUUAUCAAAGUAGAACUUCUACUUUGAAGUUACAACGUACAUACUGUAAGGUGGUGUUUAGAUUGAAAAUUUUUUUGACAGAAGUGUUAAGUUAAAUGUUUGACCGAAUAUUAG
This is a messenger RNA of Oryza brachyantha (malo sina), 1757 nucleotides long. Its product is annotated as cytochrome P450 99A2-like. The record is from RefSeq and is a predicted model, not a curated record. The coding region runs from base 18 to 1523 and encodes 501 amino acids. NCBI's taxonomy places the organism in Eukaryota, Viridiplantae, Streptophyta, Magnoliopsida, Poales, Poaceae. Gene Ontology annotation, molecular function: iron ion binding; heme binding; oxidoreductase activity, acting on paired donors, with incorporation or reduction of molecular oxygen. The transcript is spliced from 2 exons.